AUGGCGUCUAUUAUUUCAUGUAUUUUUUUUAGCCUCUCUUUGAGUGUUGACAUCCCUCUGAUACCUCCGCGCUUUCGUUAUGAUUUCAGGUGUAUCACUUGUGACACAAUCUAAUUGAUGUUAAUGGUGGUGAAUCGAGACAAAUUGCCAUGUGUGACAGCAUCGACCUAUUGAAGGCAGCCAUUGCCCAUAAAGAGUUUUUAAUGAGGGUAGACAAGUAUCCGUGUUUGUAUGGUGGCCCGCACGCUCAAAACGCACUCAGGAGGUAUGAACGGAAUGAAGUGAUUGUUUAACAAUGCAUGAGACUGGUGGAAGCCAAGUGUCUAUUUUGAUCGUUUGUCUUAAAAAACCUAUCGAAAUUGACUUUUUUUAUCUGUUGGGCCAAUACGUGUAUUUCGGUGCGACAAUUACUUUUUUAUAUAAUAAUAAUUUAUUCAUUUAUAGUGCGCUUUUUAACAUGCUAGGUGAUCAAAAGCGCAUGCCAAGAGAGGAAGUUAGCAUGUUCCAAGUAAAACCGUCCCAUAACAGUCAUGUUGUAAAUUGCAAAAUACCGUACCGCGUGUUUGACAGAGGGUGUCGGGCUACGAGCAGGUGGAGUGCUAUACAGACCUCUCCUCGCAGGUCUCAUAUUCUUGUCUCAUUCAUGGGUUACUAAUGUUAGUAUGUGUAAUCAAUCGUGGAUUUUUGACAUAUUUAUCCUGAGUUUUAUUGUAUCGAUCGAGAACUCAACGCACUAGAACGUUUAGAGCUUAAAUUUGGCUGCAGUUUAGAAUUUUCAGAACUUUUUGACAAAUACCUGUUAGAGGCCUUCUCGUUGUGCUCUUUUUAAUGCCCUGGCGUCUUCAUUCAUAAAAUUUUAAAGCUCCGUGCAAACGUACGCAGCAACUCCCAACAUUGUUGGCCCAACAAUUUUUGGAGGUUUUGUGUCGUCCGUUUGCACGGAGCUAAACGUUUGACCGAUUUCAAACUUUGCGUAACAACUUUAAAAAAACAUGCAACAACAUGCAACAGGGUGUGCAAACGGGCGCAACACGUAACAUCCAACAAUCUUGGGAGUUAUUGGCCAACAAUGUUGCGUCCGUUUGCAAGGUGGGCUUAAAACUUUGUCUUUAUCUUGGCACUGGGACGUACGGAAGACUGCCAUAAUUUUGUAAUUUCACAUGUGAAAUUAUAUUUAACGCUGAAAAAAUUUCGCGCCAAAAUUAAGGCGUAAUACGUUAAGCAUGAUAUUAAAUAGGCGGUGCUUGCUUCACGAUCAUUCAUGUUGAUUUUUAUCCUCAUUAUUUGACGUCAUCAAGUAAUGUUAUGACAAUUUCUGAUGCAGGCCUUACAGUACCCUUUGACUUCUACUGUCAUAGAUUUUAAAAUUUUCAUAGUUCAUGGAACUUGAUGACGUCAAAUGACGUAAGUAGUUUAUCAUGACCUGCGAUGAUUGCCGUCUGGGAUAAGGCACCUUGGAUUUGCCAUAAUAGGGCAAAAUACACUAAUAAAAAAACAUGCUGAGCUAAUGUUAACUUGUUUUAGAAUAAAGAAUCAAAGGGAAGGAAAGGGGAAAAUAUUUUGGUGUUUUUCUUAUAACUUACACAUACUACUGAUACACUGAGUAUUGUUGGUUUUCACAUGACGUCACUAGAAUUGAAAUUACAAAACUAUCGAUCUACUGAGAUUUUACUUUCAUGAUGUAUUAGAGCAGCUGAAAACUAAUGUUCAUACAAAUUUUCGCUUCAAAAGGGUUCUUGGUUUUGUGUUUGAGUACGCUUUAAUUUCUAAGCUUUUGCGUGACGCGUCAUUUAUAUGACGGCCGGGAGGGCUGUAACGUAGGUUACAAAAGUGACUUUUUUUGGGAAAUUUUGCAAUUUAAACAGUUUACUUAUUAGAAUAAGUAUUACUUUAAUGUUUAUGAGUUCCUCGAGGGAUAAAUUCACGCCUUUGUAGCAAAACUCGGUAACAGAUGUUUCUGUCGGUUUCCGUCCGCCAUGUUAGAGCCCAUCCAGGUGGGCACCAGCAUGACGUCUCCAUACAAAUUCCUAUAAAUUUGGGUAAAACAUUUCUUCCGAUAUCUCGUAUACGAAAUAUUCCUCUGACCCGAACCUUGGCGAGGGUCUUUGUAUAUUUACCUCCUUUCAUUUCCCAGAUUCUGGACUUAAACUAUCAAACGUUUUUUAUUUUUAUUUCGAUCUAUUUUGAAUGGCAUGACACUGAUUUUUUACUUAUCAUUUAUUUAAUGUAGACAUAGGCGGUGUUUAUUUAAUUGAAUUUGUUCUUAGUUUUUAGCAUGCGUAGUUCUUAGGUUUUAGCUUCAAUGAGUUUCUGGGUCAGGGGACUGGGUAACCACUCCCUAUGUGUUUGACGUUAAAUAAUAUUUCGUUAAUUUCAUUUCAUUUCAUUUGUUUUGUCAUAAAUUACAUAUAAUACAUUAUUUUGGAAUUAUAGUCUGACAACAUAUCAAUUGAUGUUAUACAUAUAUUACUUUAAUUAAUGUUACAAAUAUUCAAAAUGUCAAUUAAUGCCAAGGAAGCCUGUGGAAGCUGUUGGUUGAUGAACUAUAGCUUCCCAAGAAUAUUGUGGGAAAAACCUGUGAACUGAAUUAAGGGUACUUGAAAGAAAAAGAUUUUUUUGAAGAGAAAGAAAAUAAAUUACCAGAUCUUAUCUUGUCUUACCUUCUCACACGGGUGUUUUUACUUUGGUGUUUAGAUAUGAAUUAUUCUGGCUUCCACUAGUUGCUCAGUCCCCAAAUGUACCAGCAGCCGCUCCACUUGACAUUGCUUGGGUUUGGCACGUGCACAUGCUUUCACCCCUCAGCUAUGAAAGGGAUUGCAACGAAAUUGUUUCUACGUUCGUGGACCAUAAAGUUCUUGUAGGAAUUAGGCAAAUUUGGGCGCGUGAACACUGGAGGCGCUUGUGGAGCGAAUUGUACGACAAUGAGCCUUUUGAUGUUGACCUGAGUGCCCCUGCCAGUAACGUGCCACAUGUGUCAAGAAUCCAAUAUGAUAUCGUAAGUGCAUGCAGUCGACAAAGGGUCUUUAAUUAUCAGGUUUCCCUACCCCAUUACGGUGACGAGAAGUUUUUAACGAAAGCUCUUGAACGAUACAAACAGCACCUAAAGUUCGUGCAACAGCAUCCCAAUACGUUCUUGGUACCAUGUUUUGACUCUGAUCUCAUUUGGCAUUCGCACCAAGCCCAUCCGCUGGCCUACAGGACAGACACAAUAAAGCUUCUGGGAAAGGUCCUUAACCACGAUGAUUCAGCAAACGACCGACGGGCAGGCUCAAAACGUUCAACAUCCGCACAAACAACAGAACAGCUGUGGUCAGCUGCUAACAUGGAGUACGAGAGAAGAGGAACCAUGUUUCGAGGUGAACCUCCAUUAAGUAUUGGAGAGAACGAUAAGCCCGUCGAUUAUUCUUCGAUGCGGGUGAAUGAAUACACCGUAGAUGUUAUCAAGAUAGAGAUUGGAAUUUCCGCAUCCAAGUGCUACAAAGUGAAAAUUGAUGUAAAAGAAAAUAUCGAUGGAAAGGCCAUCAAGAAGAGAUUUAAAGGACCCGCCACUGAGAUUUAUAAGCCCUCUGGGGUUCCUCUAUCAAAGUUUGUCUUCAGAACAGAAAUCAACAACUUUUUUCAGGUAAGAUAGUUUCCUAGAAUAACACAGACGUUCAGUGUUCAUUUUCAGUGAGUUUUCAAGAUUUUUGCUGCUUCAUCUUCUAAACACAUUUUCAUCUUUUAAUAAAGCCGUCCGCCACUUUAGCUUUUAAUUCAAGUUCACUUUUUAUAGCUAUAGUAUGUAGACGUUAGUAUUUAUAUGGCAAACUAGUUUAGUUUUUCUUUUUACUUUUAAUUACCUUUUCUUCUCUCUGCUUAUAAGCAUGUAUCUUGCUAGAGGUUUAGUCAAGUUCAUCAGCCCGAGAAACUAUUACUACUACUACGACCAUUACCACCAUCACCAUCACCGCCAAGAUCAUCAUUACCACCAUUACCAGCACCAUCAUCAACACCACUACCAUCACAAUCACCACCUCUUACCCGCUUGAAAGACUAUCACUGCUACUCACUAUCACUACUAACAUCACCACCAUCAACACCAACACCGCCACCACCACCACCACUACCACCACCACCACCACCACCACUACCACCAUCAUCAACACCACUACGAUUUCAACCACCAUCACAUCUAGCACUACUACAAGUACAUCAUGUUCCCUAAAAGCUGCAUUCCUCAUAACCAAUCACAACCGAAAAAGUUUAGUUGUGUAUUAUUAGAAGAUUAUGAUGGUGCAUUUCUUCCUGGAUGUUUGAUUGUUUUAUUUACGUUAGUAUGUAAAGUUGACACUUCAAGGGAAACAGUAA
This is a messenger RNA of Porites lobata, 4347 nucleotides long. The record is from the annotation of a GenBank genome assembly. Lineage: Eukaryota; Metazoa; Cnidaria; Anthozoa; Scleractinia; Poritidae.